Molecule: messenger RNA, 5864 nt
Organism: Schistosoma margrebowiei
Lineage: Eukaryota; Metazoa; Platyhelminthes; Trematoda; Strigeidida; Schistosomatidae
Source: the annotation of a GenBank genome assembly
CACAAAAAAAGGCGUGAACUUUUAAAAUUUUAUUCAAUCUUUUCAUUAUCACAUUUAUCAUCCAUAUGAGUUACGUAUAAUAUUUUAAAGGAAUAUGUAUAAGAUAGAUACAAAUAGAUGCGCAUAGAUACUACUGAAUUGAAUCGAUUUUGCACUAUUCUCUUCUCAUUUUUUCUUCUUUUGAUUAUUAGAUAAUAGAUGAAAACAUUUACACAUAGAAACGUAUAAACUAUUACUUGAAUGAAUCAUGUGGAUUAUGAAUAUAUUUUGUCAAUCACCUGUCUAUAAUACAAUUUAUCAUGAUUUAUUCAUUAUUAUAUUAUAUACAUUGUUAUUUAAUUGUAUUCAUGCUACCAUAGAUGAUUCACAUAUAUUAAAUGAUAAAUCCUAUUCCGAUAUAAAUUGGGAAAAUGAUUAUAAAAGAUCCCAUUUAUGGUCUCCUAAAACACCAUUAAAUGUAUGGCCUGAUUUUAAAUUAAUACAACAAUGUGAUACAUUAAAUUUUAAUACAUUACAAUUUCAUUUUAAUCAAUCCAUUAAUGAUAAUGAUGUAUUUGAAUGGACUAGUAUUAGUUUAUUUAAUUCGAAUCGAUUAAAACGUGGUUAUAUAUUACUUGGUGGAUCUUAUAAACAUCAAUCAUUUAAUAAUAAUAAUAAUAAGGAUAAUGUAUCCCCUAGAUAUAAUAGUCAAAUGAUUUUAUGUUAUUUAAAUUGGAAAUCUGAUUAUGAAACAUUAUUAGGUUUUGGUUUUAAUACAAAUUCAUGUAUACCAUUAUUACAAUCAAAUUUAAUGAAUAGUAAUAAUAAUCAUGAAUAUCUUGGUGCAACAAGUCAAUCAUUAAAAAUUACACAAGAUUUAAGUGUAUUUAUUUAUUGUGAUCCAUUAUGGAGAGCUAAUUCAUUAGUACCAAUUGGUAGAUGUUUUUUACAUCUUAUUAAUAAUGGAGUUAUUCAAUCUAAUAUAGAAUUAGCUGAAUUUUGUCAAACUAAUUUAAAAGUAUUUACACCAUGUGCUGCUGGUCAUAGUAUUGCAUUAACAUAUAAUAAUAAUAAUGAUAAUGAUAAUAAUCAUGAUCAAUUAUCUAAAUCAAUAAAUGAUCUAUUAUCAAAUAUUCAAUUAUGGAUUGGUCAACCAUUAUCAACACCAUAUGGACGUAUACAAAUAUUAACUAAUUUAUAUAAUACAAUUAAAGUAACAACAAUCAAUAGACCAGAAUCAAAUGAAUAUAGAACAAUUGGUUCAUUAUUUGGUUAUGCAUUAACUGAUGGUUUUGUUACAGCACCAGGAUUAUUUACAUAUGAUCAAUAUCAUAAUAAUACUACUCAUACAAAUAUUAAUCAUUUAUUUGGUAUACAUUAUACUAAAUCUUAUAGAGAUAAUAUUAAUGGAUAUUAUGAUCAUAUUGAUUGGUAUCCAGAAAUUAAUGAUACUAAUCCAUUCAAUGGUAAUGGUAUCUCUGUAUUACGUGUUAAUAUAAAAGGACCCUAUCUUAAAACUGUUAUUAUUGGUGCACCAUAUACUAAAAAUAUUAAUAUUAAUAAUAAUAAUAAUAAUACUAAAAUAGAUCCUAUACAAUUAACUAAUUAUAAUAUUGGUAGAAUUUAUUUAUUAUGUCAAUUAGAUUCUUAUAAAACAUCAACUACAAUCAUAGAUUAUUUAGAUGGUCCAUAUAAUUCAAGACAUUUUGGAUUUUCAUUAACAAAUCUUGGUGAUUAUGAUGGUGAUGGUAAUGAUGAUAUUGCAGUUGGUGCACCAUAUUUAAAAAAUAAUAUUUCUUCUUUUAGUUAUAUUUAUUUUAUACGUUUAUUAUCUAAUUGUAAAUUUGAUAGAAUACCAUUAAAUAUAUUAAAAAGUCCACAAUAUGCUUAUGAUUAUGGUGCUUAUUUACCAAAUUAUGCUGAAGAUUUAGAUUUUAAUGGUAAUAAUGAUUUAGUUGUACCAAUUUCAUCUUUUAUUAAACAAAAUAUAUUAUCUAAUCAAUCAAUAUUAAUUUAUGCAACACGUGAUCAAUGGAUUGCUGAUUGUCAUUAUUUAUUUCCACCAUGGUUAACUAUAAGAAAUUUAUUAAAAAAUGAUAUUAUACCAAUACAAAUUAUUAUUUAUUUUAAUCAUUUUAAAUAUCGAUUAUUGAAAUCUAAUCAAAUCAAUAAAAAAUUAAUUUCAUCAUUACAAUUAAAUCAAUUAAUUCAUCAAAUUAAUCCUGAUUGGAAUAUAACAAAUAUUAAUGAACAACGUUUUCAUUUAAUGAAUAAUUCAAUUCAAUCAUUAAUAGAAUUAAAACAAAAUCAAUUAAUUAUUAAUUUUAAUAUACAAGCUAAAAUUAAUAUUGAAGAAAUUUAUAAUUUAGAAUCAAUAAAUCAUGGUAUUUAUAUUGGUUAUCGAUUUUUACAAUUAUGUUAUUCUAAUCAGAAUGUAAUUAAUCAUAAUGGUAUUUGUUUAAAUGGAAGUUGGUUAAAACGUCCAUAUAUAGAUUGGUCAAAAUGUAUAAGUAAAUUACCAUUAACACGUUAUAUUUGUUAUCCAUAUCCAAUAUGUCAAAGUGAUCUUAUAUUAUAUGUAAAAGAUAUAAAAUCAAAUCAAUUAAUUAAUUUUCCAUUAAAUAAUAAUAAUAAUAAUAAAUCAAUAAAUGAAUUGAAUCAAAAUAAUACAAAUAAUGAAAUUAUAAUAAUGAAUAUUGAUAUAGAAUAUGGAAAUAAAAAUAGUUCUAGACAACAAAUACAAAUUGAAUUAUAUAAUUUAGGACCAACUCAAUCAAAAGGUACAAGAAUGGAAUUACAAUUUCAUGGAAAUUUAAAAUUUUCCCAUCUUGAAUUAGAAAUUGAUACUGUAAAUAUAAAUGAUAAUAAUAAUAAUAUGACUAAACGUUAUACAGAAAUAAUUAUGGUUGAUGUAUCAGAAAAUGAAACAUGGGUAAAUUGUCCUAUUGGUACAUUAUUACCAUUAUCAUUAUCAUCAUCUAUGAAUGAAACAAAUGAAAUCAUUCAACCAAAUCAACGUUUUCUAUUAUCUACAUAUUAUGAUCAAUUUAUGUUAGAUCAAGUAGAUUUUCAAUUAGGUGCUGGAAUAACAAUUCAUAUAAUUAGUGGUACAUUAGAUCCUCAACCAAUGAAUAAUAUUGUACGUAUUAAUUAUCAUGUUAUACAUCGACCAAAUAUACGUAUAUCAUAUGGUCCUGGUAAUAUACCAAGUAAAAUGGAUAAUCGUACAAUACCAUUAAAUCAAUUAUUCAAUCAAAAAAAACAACGUAUUAUUGUAUCAGAAAUUGGUCCAAAAGUUGAACAUAUAAUACAAAUUGAAUAUAUGGGACCAUCAAAUCAAUUAAAAAAUGUUACUAUGAAUUUAUUAGUACCAAUUGAAUUAGAUACAAUUAAUAAAAAUGAUAAUAAACCACAAUAUAUAUUAUAUAUGUUUAAUGAAAUACGUUCAUUAUUAAAUAAUAAUAAUAAUAAUAAUAAUAACAAUAUCCUUGAAUGGAUGGAUUCACGACCUAAAAUCUAUUCUAUGAGUAAACAUUAUAAUAAUGAUACAAAUGAUUAUGAUGAUAUCAGUAAAGUUGGUAGUUGUAUGAUAGUCAAUAGUGAAAAAGUAGUGAAUCCACGUGAAUUCAUUCCAAUGGAUGUGAAUACAAUUUAUUCACGAAAACGUCGUAAUGUUUUAACAAAAACUCAAGAAGAUGAAAUAAAUAUGGAGAAAUCUCUCAUUGAUAAUGGAAACGAAUCAUUUUCAGAGGAAUCUGUUGAAGCAAUACAGUCGUCGUCAUCAUCAUCAACUCCGAAAAUUCCUGUUAUACAAUUUCGACGAUUACAAAAAGAGGUAUUUGAAUGUAAUCGUGUUGGGAAUCGAAUACAAAAACCACCAAUAUGUGCAGAGAUUAUUUGUCAUGUUGAUGAAUUAGUGAAAAAUCGUCCUGUUUUAAUUAAAGUUACUGGAUGGUUAUGGGCACGUACUCUGUUUGCGAAACAUAUAUCAGAUGUUGAUCUUGUCACAAUUAUAUCUGUCAAUCAAGGUGAUAUACCAAAUGGUGUACAACCAGCGAAUGAACCAGUUGGACAUUUUUAUUUAUCACAAACAUUUUUCUUUCCACAAAUUCGUCCAAAAUUAAUUCAUCAAUUACCAAUAUGGCCAAUUAUUGUUGGCAUUGUAUUAGGUGUUUUAUUUUUAUAUUUAUUAAUUAUUUUAUUAUAUUUAUUAGGAUUCUUUCAUAGACGUAAAACAGAAUUACGUAAAGCAAUGCUUAGUAAAGGUGGCGCUGAUGAUACAUAUAAACGUGAACAAACUGAAUUAUUAUUAAAUGAUCAAAUGAAAUUAAAACAACAAUCGAUAACAACAGAAAAUGUCAAUAAGAAUAAGAAUAGUUAUCAACAUUUUGAUGGUUAUACAAAUGCAACACCAACACCACCACCACCACCAUCAUCAUCAUCAUCAUCUAUAAUGAAUCAUAAAAGUAAAAAAUUAAAAAAGAAACAUAAACGUGAAUUGAAUAUUUUACAUCCUGGUGAUUUAUCACCAUCUGGUACAUUAAUUAAUACGCAUCAGGAUCAGAAUUAUGAUCGGGAUCAUCAUCAUGGUGAUGAUGAACAACAGAAUAAAAAUGAAUCUGAAAAACAAAAUUUAAUCACUGAUUCUACUUCAUCUCAAUGAAAUCUGUUUAAGAAAUCGGUUAAAAGGCCUUGAUAAUGUGUAUUUUAUUUAAUCAUUUGUCAUUGCUUCUUCUUUUAUGAAUGUUUAUAUUCGUGUGUGUAUCUGUGUGCGUGUGAGAGGGAGAGAGAGAGAAAGUCAGUACAUGUGUAGAGACAUUAAAUAAACAUAGUUACCAGUUUAUAGUUUGUCUUCCUUUUGUUUUUUGUCUUUGGUGUUUUUUUCUCUCUCUCUCAAUUUUUUUUAUUUAAAGUGUAUAAAUCUAUAUUUUAUUUAAUUCUUUCGAUUUAUUGUGAUACACCUCUCUCUCUUUAUAUCAGCCGGCUUAUUGUCUACACAUCUAUUACUUACUAUAUAUGCAUAAAUAAAGAUUUCAUUUUAGUCUUUUGUUGAGUUUGAUUUAAUGUCGAUAUUACGUUGAUUGUUCGAGUGACUGACUCACUGAUUUGACAAACUUAGUAUUUUGCUUGACUUCAGUUAUUCACCUGUUGUUCAUAGUUCUGUUUAUUUUCGUUUUUGUUUCUUUUCAUGGCAAGAUAUAUAUUUAUUCACUGGUAUUAAUCUCUUUCUCUCUCUCUCUCUCACACACACACACUCUAUAGAAUUGGAAAUAGGUGCCAGUGAGUGAGAUAAUGAACAAGAAGAGAGUGAAAGAGAUCCGCUAUUUGUUUUUACAAUUGUUGUUCUAUGCCAUUCUGUUAUAUUUUGUUCAAAUGAGCUUUUUAGCUUAGUUUAUUAUUAUUAUUUCAAGUAACAUAAUAAAUACAAUUGAUAGUAACAAUAACAGCAUGAUGAAUUAGAAAGAAGAAGAAACGGGAGAUGAUGAUGAUGAUGAGAAGGAGGAAGAAGAAGAAGAAGAAACAACAUCGUGAUAACAAUAAUUAUCAUAUGGUUUUUUGUUUAAAAGUCAAUCAUUAUCAAACUUGUUUUUAUUUAUGAUUAGAAACGAUUGUUCAUUCAUAUCUAUUACAUAAUAAAAUUAAUGACUAUGGUGAAAAGAUAUAGAUAUACAGAGAGAUACAUACAUAAAUAGAUAGAUAGAUAAGCACACACACAUCCAUCCAUACACAACACAUCAAUGUUUAUAUUUUAUUAAAAUUGUUGCUAUGCAAAAUGUUAUACAAUUAUUGAUCAUAUUUAUGAUGAAAAGACAAUUUGUAGUUGAGUAAUGUUUACUAUCACUAUUUAAUUAUUUUCUAUGAGAAUAAAAUGAAAUAUGUUCUAA